AUGCCGGAGUUAUUGCCAGGAGGCGGGGCAUCCUACACCGAGAGCCACAGCUACCACUCGAGAACAAAGGCAGAGAUAUGGCUCCCUCGGAUGAUGCUAGGGGCGUUGGUGGCGAUGGGAAUAGGGAGUACCAUCGGGGCGUCGCUAUCAGGGGUUGUAUUUGGGAGCACGGGGGAUUUGAAGAGGGAAGGGGUGGGAAUUACGCAGAGCUUUGUGCUGUUUGCUUCGAUAUUAUCCUUCUUUUACAUCAUCCUCCAUUUCCUUGCCGCCAAGAAGGGCGACAACCUCUACCUCAACUUCGACCCUCCCAUCCCGAGCUUCAAGCACCAGCUUCAUGCCUGGGCUGGGGUGGUGAUACGGUUGGCGGUGGUGAUGUGGAGCAGUGCUAUUAUUGCCGUUGCGGUGGGGAUAUACCAUGGGGGAGGGGGGCAUAGGACGGUGAGGUUGAAUCUGGAUAUGUUUGCGUGUUCGUUGGGGGUGGUUUUUGGGAGUGUGGUAAUGGUUGUGGUGCAUGUGGCUAGUAGGCCGUUUGAUAUCCCGGGGAUGUCGUCGAGGAAUGAGGAGAUUGACAGUGAGGAGGAGUACGAUGAGAAGCAGGCGAGGGGAUCAUACAGCACUUCUGGUGAUGGGAGGGAUGGCAUAACGGAUGAAAGCACUAUACGGGCGACGCCCCCGGGAUUCAAGAGCCAUCGGCCGAAAAUGCCGUCAAAGUCUCCCUCUAAUAUCAGUGGGUCGAGCUUGCCAAGCAGGAUGAGGUCUGGGAAGAUGGGAAGGGUGAGGAGAUAUAUCCAACAGGCACCUGCUCCGGCUGUUCUGGCGCUGGUGAAGAGUCCUGAGCUGAGUCGUCCGGGUCGUGUGCCGACACCGGAGAGUCCUAUUGGGCCGCCGCAGAGGGAUAGUCAGAGGUUGGAGGAGCUGUUGGUUCCGAGGGCGUCGGCUUCUGAUUCGUAUUUUACGGCGAGCUCGCUUACUUUGAUGCAGAGGGCAGAUCCGAUGAAGGAGAUGCCCGGGGGGAAGGGCAAGAGGCCGGUUUCGCCGGACACGGUGAUUUAUGCUCCGAGGCCUGCGACGACGGUUAGGUUGAAUCGGAGGAAGAAUAACCUAAGCGCGGCAGCAGGGAGUGAGCUGCCUUUUCCGACUACACCAUCUCCACCACCGGCGCCUGCUCCUCCACCUCCGCCGCCACCACCAGCGCCGGCGACGACAGCACCACCGCGUCCGAGUGUGCAUACCAUUCCAGGCUCGUGGGAUAUACAUCAUGAACCUGAUGGGCAUGGUGGACAUGGCAAUUUCAUUUGA
Molecule: messenger RNA, 1299 nt
Organism: Podospora pseudopauciseta
Lineage: Eukaryota; Fungi; Ascomycota; Sordariomycetes; Sordariales; Podosporaceae
Exons: 2
Coding region: 1-1299 (432 amino acids)
Source: RefSeq, a predicted model, not a curated record